This is a messenger RNA of Paramecium tetraurelia, 1089 nucleotides long. RefSeq lists its product as uncharacterized. The record is from RefSeq and is a predicted model, not a curated record. NCBI's taxonomy places the organism in Eukaryota, Ciliophora, Oligohymenophorea, Peniculida, Parameciidae. The transcript is spliced from 5 exons.
AUGAGAUUUUCAUAUGUCUUAAGUCUAUAUUUAGUGAUGGUAUCAGCCACUAUGAAGGAUUCCAAAACUAUUCUGACAGAAAUAGACACGUAACGCUCUGGAAGGAUAUUUUUAAAUGCUAUUCAGAUAGGCUUAGCAACAGGUUCACCAGUUCAUGAAAUCCAAAGUUAUAUUAAUAAUAUUAGAUUUAUGAUUGAAUAAGAAUAAAAAGAUGCUGACCUAUUUAUACAAAAUACGUAGGCUUCUUGUAACAGAUUAUUGCAUGACUUUGCUACAAAUUUGGCUUACCAUCAAUAGUAAUUUAAAGCUCAUUCUAAAAUCGUUGAAGAAAACUAAAGGAAUUUAGAACGUUCUUUAAACAAAAUUGCUGAGGUCUCUGUGGAAAUUGAAGAAAACCUAAGAAAAACAAAUGAGGGUUAGAGUGAAAGAGAUCUUUAAUACUCUGAAUUUUAAUCGAAACAAAAAGAUCACAUAGAAUCAAUUUCUGCUAUUGAUGAAGCUUAUGCAUUGAUUGAACAUUUAUCCGGUGGAUCUUCAUUCAUAUAAGUGAAAAGCAGAUUUACCAAAGUGUUGUCCAGAUUAUAAAAUCAAUCUACAUCUGCUGGAUUAUUGUUUUAACCGAUCAUAUCCAUGAUGACUUAAAUGAGCUCAAGAGCAGAUGCAGAUCAAGCAAAGAAGGUGUUACAACUGUUAGCCAACUUAAGAGUCCAAAUCGUGGAGAGCAAAUCCUAGGAUGAGGACAUUGAGAAAUAAUAGUCUUAAGGGUGGUAGAAGUUCUUAUCGGAUCUUAUCAAUGAGAGAAACACUCUCUAGGAUCAGAGGUAGAAUUUAGAAUAGGCAAUCUUGAAUUACUAGAGCAUAAUUGAAGAAUCUGAAGGGAAAGUUGAGUAUCAUUAGGCUGAGGUAGAGAGAAAUUAAAAUAAUUUGGAUGGUCAAGAUUAAUGGUGCAGACAACAGUAGGAAAUUUAUUAAAUGGAAUCUUAACAAAGAGUUUAAUCGCUUGAUUUGAUUUCAAGGAUUGUGGAUCACAUUUAAGAUAAAAUUGUGACUCUGAAGGAGUACUUGAGAGAAAGAUUGCAAAUACACUGA